ACACGACGCUGUCACCUAUUACGUACGAAUCUUAUAUAAGUGAGCGGCACGAAUACGGAGCUCAGUCUGCCAUUGCACAUGGCUGCGAGUAGAUGGGUGUACAUUGUUGUUUCUGGACAAGUUGAAGUUUGACAAUAAAUAUUUAAGAUUGAGGUAGUUUUAUAUCGGUGAUUAAUUUCAAAGGCUUCAGUUAAAUAUGUGUCAGGGCAUGAGUAACAGUUGGAUAUUAAACCAAGUUUUUUAAAUUGGAUCAAUAGAAUUAGCGACGGUAUAUUCUAACCUCAUAUGUGAGAAGACCCAAUCUGAGAGUAUGUUUGUCGGUAAUAUUGAAUAUUGUAAACACAGAACAUUCAUUCAGCGGUGAAAGCAGACGAUAGAGAUUCAAUUCUAUCGAUAAAUCAACUUGGCUUAUGAUAAGCAACUUCUUGGUUCGAAUGCUUUGAUUGGUUAUUGAUCUUUAAAAUGACGGGUGGAAAUAAUAGGAAUCUUCUUACCUACGAGACUUUAGUCCAUGCAAUUUCCGGCGCUGCCGGUAGCGUUGUUGCCAUGGCUACGUUCUUCCCUCUUGACACUGUUCGCAGUCGAUUGCAAUUGGAGGAAGAUCGCGAAUCGAAGAACACAUUGGCGACUAUUCGCGAGCUGGUUUCAAAGGAAGGAUUUCACACUCUAUACAGGGGUAUGGUGCCAGUGUUACAAAGUCUGUGCGCCAGUAACUUCGUGUACUUCUAUACGUUCCACGGCUUGAAAUUAUUAAGAAGCUCAAGACGACAAUCAGCCGGCAAUGAUUUGCUGGUUGCGUCAAUCGCAGGUGUAAUUAAUGUUUUGACCACGACACCAUUAUGGGUGGUGAAUACAAGACUAAAGAUGAAAGGUAUUGGUACCAGUGGAGAACAGAAUAAUAACAACUACAACACUUUAUAUGACGGUCUUCUUCAUAUUUGGAAAACUGAGGGAUUACAAAAUCUCUGGGCUGGCACUUUGCCCAGUUUGAUGCUAGUCAUUAAUCCAGCUAUACAAUUCAUGACUUAUGAGAGCAUUAAGAGGCGCGUGAGCGCAUCUUGGGCCGGAUCACAACCACCGAUUAUGGUAUUUUUUGCAAUAGGUGCAAUUGCAAAAACCAUUGCAACUGUCAUCACUUAUCCAUUGCAAUUGGUACAGACAAAGCAGAGGCAUGGUCAUAAGUAUCCUGAACUCUCUCCAAGAGCUGGCGCUUUACAAUUACUAUUUUAUAUUAUAAAGAAACAAGGACUCGGAGGCCUGUACAAAGGGUUGGAGGCCAAACUUCUGCAAACUGUACUUACGGCUGCCUUAAUGUUUCUAGCCUAUGAGAAGAUCUCGACAUUCGUAUUUCGCAUAUUAUUAUUGCACAGACCGCAUUUACGAUAAGUUUUUAACAAAAAUACAUAGGUACAUUCGUGAACUUUCCUUUAACAAAGUUGGUUCGCCUAUCAACAACGCCUCCUUCACUCGUAUUACCUGUCAUUAAAUUGACUGACGUUAGUAACGAAACAGCCAAUUCAUGUGUGUUAUCAACAAACAACUCAGCAAUAAUAAAGCAACAGCAAUACGUUCGAUAUAUUGAAGAUGCAUGUCAUAGAGAUCUUUUACGAGUAAAAAUACCU
This is a messenger RNA of Cephus cinctus (wheat stem sawfly), 1622 nucleotides long. It is a transcript of the gene PMP34, whose product is annotated as peroxisomal membrane protein PMP34. Lineage: Eukaryota; Metazoa; Arthropoda; Insecta; Hymenoptera; Cephidae. The record is from RefSeq and is a predicted model, not a curated record. Gene Ontology annotation, cellular component: peroxisomal membrane. The transcript is spliced from 9 exons. Bases 463 to 1386 code for a protein of 307 amino acids. Gene Ontology annotation, molecular function: FAD transmembrane transporter activity; ADP transmembrane transporter activity; FMN transmembrane transporter activity.